Messenger RNA from Didymodactylos carnosus, 630 nucleotides. NCBI's taxonomy places the organism in Eukaryota, Metazoa, Rotifera, Eurotatoria, Philodinida, Philodinidae. The record is from the annotation of a GenBank genome assembly.
AUGAAACUAUUAAUCAAUAAACUUAAAAUGUCAAAAUUAUUAGGACAAAAUAAUAUUAAAGAUAUAGAUGAAUUAAGUUCAUAUAUAAAUGAAUGUUUUGCAAAUAAUUCAAGAACAGCAGAUUAUUCAAAUAUUGAUACUGAGAAGGAGGGAAAGGAAGAAUCUGACGAUGAAGAAGUUGCUAUAUGCUCAAAUGAAAAAUCAAAAGAUUUCGAAUUUAUCUUAUUUGGUAUACAAAUUGGUUUACAAAAAAUAAAAAAAGAUUUACUUAAACCAUCAGCAUUGGUGUCUGAUGCUGCUGAUUCGAUCAAAAAUGGUUUUAAGAAUGUAUUUAAAUAUAAUCAUAAUCAAAUCGUGUGUUGGUCACACAUGAAAAGAAAUGUUCAAAAUCCGUUAAAUAUAGUUAACAAUUGGUCCAUUGAACGUGAUCCAUCAUCAAUAAAUGUAAAACCUUUUUCAGUUGAACUACCAAUAUGUUUAAAUUUAUGGACAUCAGCUUAUCAAUGGGCAAAAACAACAAAAGAUGUUAUAUGUCUCCAAAACGAUGUUUCUAAGCAAUAUUAUAUACCAGCUUGUAAUUUAGAAUUUAUAUCACAAGCUGAUUUAAAUAAAUAUAUAAACAAAAAAUGA